AUGAAGACCAUCGCCCUGCUGAUAGGUGGUUUGGCUUUUGCCUUGGCAUUUGUCGAUUUGUCGAAAGCAGAGCGCACUAAGAAGUUUGAUUGGUUUUGGCCACAGCACCGUGGAUCGAAGCCGCUUCCGGAUAGUAGAGUAAUAAACGGCCAGGAAGCCCGACCUGGUCAGUUUCCAUACCAGGCACUGGUGUUAAGCUUCUUCGAGGAUGACGAGUCUGCACUGUGCGGAGGUACGUUACUGACACAGAACUACGUACUGACGGCUGCCCAUUGUGUCAUAAUUGAUAGCUUGGUAACACAUGGAACCGUCACUCUGGGAGUUCACAAUCGACAGGUCGAAGAGGAAACCCAACAGAGAAUCGAUUUCGCCUCAAUCAACGUUCAUCAAAACUUUUCCGAAUCGUUACUAAUAAACGAUGUCGCCACCAUUCAAUUGGCAACUCCGGCAGUGUUCAACGAUUUCGUUCAACCCAUCGAUCUUCCGUCAGUUUCGGAUACACGUCGGUUCUCUGGAUUCACGGGAACCAUCUCAGGCUUUGGACGUACCUCCCCUGAAACCGGAUCGCUUGCUUCCGAUGUGAUCAUGUACACUAGCAAUCCGAUCAUGACCAAUUCCGGCUGUCAAUCUUCGAUAAGUACUAUUCAGAUUCAAGCGCAGUACAUCUGUCAGUCUGCUGCAGGCGGUCGGUCGGCGUGUCAUGGAGAUUCCGGAGGUCCACUAACCAUUCGGGAAAAUGGUCGUAGUCUGCAGGUUGGCAUUGCUUCGUUCGUUCGUGGCGGUGACUGUGGUGCCGGCGUUCCAGUUGUAUUUGCUCGGGUCCCAUAUUUUCUGGCUUGGAUUCGUGAAAACUCCGAUGUAGUGCUGCGAGACUAA
Molecule: messenger RNA, 876 nt
Organism: Malaya genurostris
Lineage: Eukaryota; Metazoa; Arthropoda; Insecta; Diptera; Culicidae
Product: brachyurin-like
Exons: 1
Coding region: 1-876 (291 amino acids)
Biological process (GO): proteolysis
Molecular function (GO): serine-type endopeptidase activity
Source: RefSeq, a predicted model, not a curated record